UACUUGUUUGGACAUGUUACACCGCUUUCCCUUUGGAGCCACAAGAUGACAGUGACGACAAAAGUGAACUUCCGACUCCAUACGGCCUGCAAACCAUAGAGUCUGAGCUUUGGGCGGAAGUGAGGUCACUGUUUGAGGCCGCACGUGGGUGCAAGCGUGGCUGUACUGCACCAGGAGACAUGGGGAAGGCAGGGAAAUUGCGCUCCGGUAUUGCCGGGAAAGCCAAGCGCUGGAAGAAAGGGCACAGCAGCGAGUCUAACCCUGAGUUGCGGCGGCACCGAGAAGCCGCUAGGAGCCGAUUCUUCAGCCGGCCUUCAGGCAAAAGUGACCUCACGGUAGAUGCUCUUAAGCUCCACAAUGACCUCCAGUCAGACUCCCUGUCUGUGCAAAAGAAAUCGGAGAAAUCCGAAGCGCUUAUGGAAGAUGAGGAUGAAAUGGCAAUAACUUUGAAAUCUGGAGUUUCUUUUCUGAGCGGCCUGUCUGACUGCACUAAUCUUACAUUUGGAAAAGUGCAGAGGUACUGGGAGUCAAACUCGGCUGCACAUAAGGAGAUCUGUGCUGUGCUGGCUGCUGUUACUGAAGUUAUUCGCUCUCAAGGAGGAACCGAGUCAGAGACUGAGUACUUUGCUGCUUUGAUGACUACUCUAGAAGCUGUGGAGUCCCCUGAGUCAUUGGCUGCAGUUACAUAUCUGCUUAACCUGGUUCUCAAGAGGGUUCCUGGACCUGUUCUUAUCAAGAAGUUUUCUGACACAUCCAAGGCCCUUAUGGAUAUCAUGGCUUCUCAAGCAAGCAGCGGCAGCACCUCAGCCAUGAGAUGGAUUGUCUCUUGUCUGGCCAUUCUGCUUCGCAAGCAGGAUCUUCUCACAUGGAGCUACCCCUCAACCCUCCAAGUCUACCAUGGAAUGCUCAGCUUCACUGUCCAUACAAAACCUAAAAUCCGCAAGGCGGCCCAGCUAGGAGUGUGUUCCAUCCUUAAGGGCAGUGAGUUCAUGUUCAGUGAAUCAGCACCUAAACACCACCCGGCUGUACACACCACAGCUAAAUUCUGUAUCCAGGAAAUAGAGAAGUCUGGAGGUAGUAAAGAAGCCACUACAACCUUGCAUAUGCUGACUUUACUAAAGGAACUCCUGCCCUGUUUCCCUGUCAGUAUGGUGAAAUCUUGCUGUGAGACCCUGCUUAAGGUCAUGACGCUAAGCAAUGUGCUGAUCACUGCCUGUGCAAUGCAGGCCUUCCAUGGUCUCUUCCAUGCAUGUCCCGGCAUCUCAGCAUUGACUGCAGAACUCAAUGCCCAAAUCAUUACAGCCCUAUAUGACUACUUGCCCAGUGAGAAUGAUCUACAGCCUGUUUUGGCAUGGUUAGCUGUCAUGGAGAAGGCCCACAUCAAUUUGGCCAGGUUGCAGAGUGAACUGUGCCUGGGCCAUCUCUCUCGUCUCUUCUUAACAGCCAUGAACUGCUUAUUAUCUCCUCACUUGCAGGUUGUUAGUGCAGCUGCCCGGACCUUGAAGACUCUACUUACUGAGUGCAUUGCUCCAAAUAUUGCUGACAUCGGCACUGUGCCUUCAGCUCCAACUUCUGGGCCAGCAGGGCACAUCUGUAAAAUGUUCAGGUGCGUGGAGGAGGGAUUAUCAUAUAAAUUUCACUCAUCUUGGUCCUAUGUCCUUCAAGUCUUGCAAACCUUUUUUGAAGCCGCUGGGAAGAAUUGCCAUCCAUUCAUGAAGAAGUGUUUGCAGACUCUUGCCGACCUGAGAUCCUCUGCACAUUUUUCCUGCACUGGAGAGCUGGAUCGCGCUGUGGGUGCUGCUGUGGAAAGUAUGGGUCCUGAGGUUGUCCUGAAAGCUGUUCCUCUGCAGAUUAAUGGCACAGAGGACUCCUGUGACUUCCCUCGAAGUUGGUUAGUCCCUGUGAUACGAGACUAUGUGAAGAACACAGAGCUUGGUUUCUUUAUCAAGUACUUCCUGCCUCUUGCUGCCAAAUUAAAGACUCGGGCUUCUGAAUUAUCUCAAGAAGGGCGAAAUCUUGAAUCAAAAAUCUAUGACACCCUUCAGUGGCAAAUCUGGACAAUGUUACCUGGAUUUUGCACCAAACCCACAGAUGUUGUAGAUUCCUUCAAAGGAAUUGCACGCAGCCUGGGAAUGGCAAUCGGCGAUCGUCCAGACCUCAGACUUACGGUCUGCCAAGCACUGCGGACACUUAUCAACAAGGGUUGCGAAGCAGAUUCUGACAAGGCUGAAGUUAGCCGCUUUGCCAAGAACUUCCUCCCAAUUCUGUUUAAUGUGUACAGUCAGCCGCUAGCUCCAGGAGAGGGGCCCUCUCAGAAACUGCCAGUGUUGGACACAGUCAAAGCAUAUCUCACUAUCACAGACCAGCAGAUGGUUAGCGGGUUUUUGGAUAAAGCAAGUGUCAAACUUACAGAAGCUGAGACUUCAGAGCCCACAAGAUUAUAUAUGCUGGACCUGAUCAUUGCCAUGGCACCGUAUGCAGAUGAACCUUCCAUGACUAAGAUCUACAACACUAUAUUGCCAUACCUGGAGGAUAAAAAUCACAGUUUACAGAAGAAAGCCUAUAGGGUUUUGGAAGAAAUAUGUGGAGGGGAACAGCCACCAUGCAAAGAAUUUGUAAAUAACAAUCUUGAAAACCUAAAGAAUACACUCUUGACCUCCCUAAAAAGUGUUUCAUCCCCAGCUAAAAGGCCUCGACUGAAAUGUCUGAUCCAUAUUGUGAAACAACUGGCUGCGGAUCAUGAAGAAUUUAUUAUAUCCCUUAUUCCUGAGGUGAUGAUUUGUACCAGAGAAGUGUCCGUAGGAGCACGCAACAAUGCAUACACAUUACUGGCAGAGAUAGGAUAUGCCUUCCUGCGCUUCAACCAUGAUCAGAAAGAGGCUAUGGAGCAGUACCUUGCUGUUGUCUAUGCAGGACUGGCUGGUUCCGUCACCAUGAUCAGCUGCUCCGUGCUGACGCUCACAAGGCUCUUGUUUGAAUUUAAAGAUCAGAUGGGCGUGGAGGUGAUUGAACAGUUGCUGAAGAACGUCUGCCUCCUCUUAGGAUCUAGAACACGGGAAGUUGUUAAAGCUGCAUUGGGUUUCAUCAAAGUCAUAAUCUUCAUUAUGGACAUAAAAGUUCUGACCAAGCAGCUGCAAAUGAUGAUGGAAGCUAUAGGAAACAUCAACAGUGACAUGAGGCGCUUCUUCCGAGUGAAGCUGAAAAACAUCUUCACCAAGUUUAUUCGAAAGUUCGGGUUUGAGCUUGUGAAGUCUAUGCUGCCUGAGGAUUACCAUAAAGUCCUAGUAAACAUCCGUAAGGCUGAAGCAAAAAACAAGAAGCAGAAAGCAUUAAAAGAAGCUGCAGCAGAGGGAGAGGAGGAUGAUCAAGACACCAAAAAGUUGAAGGGAGAUAGUAUAGAAGAUAUUUUGGCUGAUUCUGAUGAAGAAGUAGAGGAAGAGAAACCAAGCAAACAACAGAAGAAACAAGCCCGGCAAAAGAGCCAGGCUUGGCUAAAAGAAGGGGAGGAUGAUGAACCUCUAAAUUUCCUUGAUCCCAAAGCUGCACAGCGUGUACUGGCUACAAGGCCAGAUGCAAAGAACACCAAACAAAAGCACGACUUUAAGACCUCGUCGGAUGGGCGUCUCAUAAUUCAAGAUGAUGAAGCAGAAAAAGAUAAGACUAAAGCAGCUGUUGAUGAAGAAAUGGCAGAUCUCAUGCAGGAUGUGGGAAUUCGAAGUAAAAAAGCUCAGAAGAAGAGAUUUCGAGAACAUGACGACGACGACUAUGAUGACGCCGCAGACAAAAAACCACAGUAUAAAUCUGGAGGCUCUGGAAUACACAGACCAAUCUCCAAAAAGACAGAAAGUGGAGCAAACUACAAAACUAAGAAAGGAAAAGGUGAUGUGAAACAACAAGGCAAGCACGAUCCAUAUGCAUACAUCCCUCUAAACAAAGCCAACCUUAACCGGAGGAAAAAAGCAAAGAUGCAAGGCCAGUUUAAAGGCAUGGUGAGAGCAGCACAAAGAGGAGCACAGAGUGGACUGAAAAAGAGAAAAGACAGAAAGCGUUAAGGUUUUAUCUUCAAAGUGCAAGACUGUGUUUGAAGCAGUGUGCACAAUGCAGAGCAACCGACCUCUCUUGAACCGCUCACCCGCUAGGAAGAAGUGUGUAGCUCUGCCAUAUUCAUCUAUCAGGGCAGAACUUCCUUCAUUAGGAUUCAUCAGGAAAGCGAGGGAACAAGUCAUUCAUUUCCUAUUUAAAUUAACUACUGUGAUUUAUAAACUGCAGUGGAAGCUCUGUAAACUAAACCCCAUUAAAAUAUAUUAUCUGUUUGUAAUUUU
Messenger RNA from Xenopus laevis (African clawed frog), 4322 nucleotides. RefSeq names its product ribosomal RNA processing 12 homolog S homeolog (gene rrp12.S). The record is from RefSeq and is a predicted model, not a curated record. Bases 180 to 4052 code for a protein of 1290 amino acids. Gene Ontology annotation, cellular component: nucleus. The transcript is spliced from 34 exons. Lineage: Eukaryota; Metazoa; Chordata; Amphibia; Anura; Pipidae.